CCUAUGUGCCGACGUAGAAUAGAGAGCUUCACGACACAUGAUAAACUGUAGAUCUAGAAGCUAUAUUCUGACGACCAUGUCUUGGCAGUAAGGCUGGCGUGCGACAAAGCCCACUACUAAAUCCAUGGUGUUGGGUGAGACCAAUGCUACGGUCAUCUUACAUGCACAUCGCCCCCAAAUAACUGGCCAACAAAACCUCAGCUGACAUGAAUAGCAAAGUUACCCAAGAAGUGCAACAAUCGACCUUGUCAGCCCUAACAAAUAGAGAACUUUAAAUCCCCAAAAGAUGAGCAAUCAUAAAGUUGAUAAGGCUCGCCCCCAUCGAGUGAGCAGGUAUGUAUGUUAGUUUCCUUUCUCUCCCGGGUUUUCGUUUUCUCGAUCCCAAGUUACCCCCCAUCACCUUCAACAACACAUCACACAUCAGAGGAAAUCCUAAAACAGAAUGUCGAGAUUGUCGCUUGCUCUCAAAGUUGCCGUAGGCCUGCUUAUGGUCGACUCGGUCAUCGAAUUAGCAUUCGUCAGUAGCAUGGUGUCAUGGUUACAUCGGACAGCUAGCAAGGGAUUCUCAUUCAAAUAUGGCGACUCGACAUACCACCUGGCCGGCGAACCGUUACAUAUAAUGACUGACCAAGGGCAUACGAGUAACGGCGCCGCUGGAACUGCCUUCGUUCUCAUCGGGUUGGGCGGCAUCCUCGCAUUAUGGCUCCGGUCCUGGUCUCGGAAAUAUGGCGGGAUGGGAACUUUCACACGAUUUAUAUACUACCUUUGGGUAGCGCUAAAUAUCCCGGCGCUCUUACUCACCACCGGGGCACUCGCGUAUGUGUUCGCAGUCACAAACGCGCACGAGGGGCAAAGCAUUGACGUCCCACUAGCUACCACUUUAAAUGGUAGCAAGUACCCAUUGGAGUUUUGGACGCCGCAGAAUUGGUUCUCAGGCGUUAUGAGGGGGUGGCAGUAUAACUUGAUUCCGAUGUUCAUCGUUCAGCUUGGCGUUACUAUUCUUGCGGUAUGGGAAUUCCUCGGCUGGAGACGGCAAGAGGUCUUUAAUCGCGGAGAGAAAUAGUAAAAGAGGGUACUAGGUAUCUGCAAGCUUCUUCGAUGUCUUUCGUGUUUGGAGUUCAGGUAUGGUGGAGGAAUCUAGCAAAAUGUCAUUAUGCUUCUAUUAAAAUAAGGGGAGAUGUUCUCGGAGUUAUAAGCUUGACUUCGUCGUCUAUUAAGAGCCCAGCCACAUUCAUUAUGUCCCCAUGCUGGGCUUCUACACAGCCGUCACCGACGCGCUACUGCUACGUACCUAGUACCUAAGAUAUUCAAGAUACCUUCAGUAUUUGCGACGCACCUGUAGCAAAAAAGAAUAAAUAAAAUUAUCCUGGCUUUCUUUGCCUUAACAACUUGGUUAGCCAGAUGUUAUUAACACGUAUAGGUAGUCCAAGUGUUUAGGUACGCGUAAGAAUGUUGCUAAACUACAC
Messenger RNA from Daldinia vernicosa, 1466 nucleotides. RefSeq lists its product as uncharacterized. The coding region runs from base 443 to 1063 and encodes 206 amino acids. The transcript has 2 exons. The record is from RefSeq and is a predicted model, not a curated record. NCBI's taxonomy places the organism in Eukaryota, Fungi, Ascomycota, Sordariomycetes, Xylariales, Hypoxylaceae.